CUGAAAAUACCUUCUUUCCAUAACUAUUCGGAAGUGAAGAAAGUAAAAUUAGUAGUUAUCGAAUUCACAUAUUAUGCACUGAUAUGGUGGGAUCAGAAUGUUAAUAGUAGAAGAAGGAGUGGAGAGAGGCUGGUAGCGUCGUGGGAGGAGAUGAAAGUGUUGAUGAGAAGGCGAUUUGUGCCUAACCACUAUUAUAGAGAUUUGUAUUUGAAAUUGCAGGGUUUGAAUCAGGGUUCUAGGUCCGUGGAUGAGUAUUUCAAGGAGAUGGAGAUUGCCAUUAUUCGGGCCAAUGUGAUUGAGGAUCGGGAAGCUACCAUGGCUAGAUUUCUAAAUGGGCUGAAUAGGGACAUUGCGAAUGUUGUAGAAUUACAACAUUGUGUGGAAUUGGAGGACAUGGUCCAUAUUGCAACGAAGGUGGAGAGGCAAAUAAAGAGAAGGGGCAGUACAUGUUUUCAGACCAAUUCGGCUUCAUCUUCCUCAACAUGGAGGCCGAAUUUGAAAAGAGAGGGGGCUGUCCAACCAAAGCCUUAUGCAAAAGUCGAACCAUCUAAGGCCAAAAAGGAUACUCAUAUGGAUGGGAAAGGUAAAUCUGAAUCUCAACCUACUCGUCAUAGAGAUAUUAAAUGCUUUAAGUGUUUAGGGAAGGGGCACAUUGCAUCUCAGUGUCCAAACCGAAGAGUUAUGCUUACAAGAGACAAUGGGGAGGUUGAAUCUGAAAGUGAAGAGAUGCCACCUUUGGUGGAUUGUAGUGAUGAGGAGAUUGCAUAUCCUAUUGAGGGGGAGGCCUUGGUUAUAAGGCGUGCGCUGAACAUGCAAAUCAAAGAAGAUGAUAUAGAUCAGCAACGGGAAAAUAUAUUUCACACUCGAUGUCACAUCCAAAAGAAGGUAUGUAGCAUGAUAAUUGAUGGAGGUAGUUGUGCUAAUGUUGCUAGUGAUACUUUUGUGAAGAGAUUGAAUCUGAGUUGUGUUAAGCAUCCGAGGCCUUAUAGAUUGCCAUGGUUGAAUGAAUGUGGUGAAGUGAGGGUUAGUAAGCAGGUUGUGAUUGCGUUUGCUAUUGGGAAGUAUUCUGAUGAGAUUUUAUGUGAUGUAGUCCCAAUGCAUGCUAGUCACUUACUUUUGGGGCGUCCAUGGCAGUUUGAUCGGGAAGAGUUUGAUGAUGUAUUCCCUGAAGACAUCCCUAAUGGAUUACCACCAUUAAGGGGGAUUGAACAUCAAAUUGAUCUUGUGCCCGGAGCUUCAAUUCCUAACCGUCCAGCCUAUAGAAGCAACCCCGAGGAGACGAAGGAGCUUCAAAGGCAAGUAGAUGCGUUGAUGAUGAAGGGGUACAUUCGUGAGAGUAUGAGUCGUUGUGCUGUGCCAGUGCUACUUGUGCCUAAAAAGGAUGGUACAUGGAGGAUGUGUGUCGAUUGUCGUGGUAUCGAGAUGGACGAGGAGAAAGUUAAGGCCAUCCGGGAUUGGCCUACACCAAAAUCGGUAAGUGAGGUAAGGAGUUUUCAUGGACUUGCUAGUUUUUAUAGAAGGUUUGUGAAGGAUUUUAGUACUAUUGCUGCACCUUUAACUGAAAUUGUGAAAAAAUCUGUUGGAUUCAAAUGGAAUGAUGAACAGGAUGAGGCUUUUAAUUUGUUGAAAGAUAAACUUUGUUCGGCACCUGUUUUAGCUUUGCCAGACUUUACGAGAGCUUUUAAAGUUGAAUGUGAUGCGUCAGGUAUUGGUAUAGGAGCUGUGCUAAUGCAGGAUAGGAGGCCCAUUGCGUAUUUCAGCGAAAAACUUAAUGGGGCAGCCUUAAAUUACCCUACAUAUGACAAGGAGCUCUAUGCCUUGGUAAGAACUUUAGAGACGUGGCAACAUUACCUGUGGCCCAAGGAGUUUGUGAUACAUUCUGAUCAUGAAUCAUUGAAGCACUUGAAAGGGCAAGAUAAACUUCAUCGGAGACAUGCCAAAUGGGUUGAAUUUAUUGAAACCUUUCCGUAUGUGAUCAAGUAUAAGCAAGGGAAAGAAAACAUUGUGGCUGAUGCACUUUCGCGCAGACUUGAUGGAUAUUUAUUUAAAGAGAAUCGUUUGUGUGUUCCAUUAAGUUCUAUGCGUGAAUUGCUUGUACGUGAAGCACAUGGAGGCGGGUUGAUGGGGCAUUUUGGUGUUGUUAAGACUUUGGAUAAGUUGCAUGAGCAUUUUUAUUGGCCUAAAAUAAAAAAAGAUGUGCAACGCAUAUGUGAUAAAUGCUUGUAUACCCCUUUGCCUGUACCGAAAGAACCAUGGGUAGACGUUUCAAUGGACUUCGUCUUAGGUUUACCUAGGUCAAAACGGGGUAGGGAUUCCAUCUUUGUAGUUGUUGAUAGGUUUUCAAAGAUGGCACACUUCAUUCCAUGUCAUAAAACUGAUGAUGCAACUAACAUUGCUGAUUUGUUCUUUAGGGAGAUAGUACGGCUUCACGGGGUCCAUAAGAGCAUUGUUUCUGAUAGAGAUGUUAAGUUCGUUAGCUAUUUUUGGAAGGUGUUAUGGGGAAAAUUGGGUACUAAACUGUUGUUUUCUACUUGUCACCCCCAAACAGAUGGACAAACCGAAGUAGUUAAUAGGACCUUAACACAACUUAUGCGUGCUGUCAUUCAAAAGAACUUAAAGAAUUGGGAAGAUUGUUUGCCAUUUAUAGAGUUUGCAUAUAAUCGUAGUCUGCACUCUACUACUGAAUUUUCACCAUUUGAAAUUGUGUAUGGAUUUAACCCUUUAACUCCAAUGGAUUUGAUUCCUUUGCCAAUUGAUGAAAGGCCCGACGAUUGGGUUUGGGUGCAUAUGCGCAAGGAGAGAUUUCCGGCCCAUAGGAAAUCAAGGCUACAACCACGAGGAGAUGGGCCAUUUCAGAUCCUUGAGAGGAUCAAUGACAAUGCUUAUAAAGUUGAUUUGCUAGGUGAGUAUGGCAUUAGUGCUACCUUUAAUGUUUCUGAUCUUACUCUGUUUGAUGUACGUGAUGAUUCGAGGUCGAAUCCUUUUGAAGAGCGAGGGGAUAAUACGGAUUAGCCCAACACCAAGCGUAAUCAUGCCAACGACCCAUUGGUGAUGCCAAUUGGGCCAAUCACAAGAGCUAGGGCAAAGAAGCUUAAAGAAGCAUUGAAUGGGCUUGUAAGACCCCCAGUUGUUGAGACUCGUCUGCAUCCUAUCUGCUUUUGUGCUAAUGUUGAAAAUCGGAUUCUCGCCAAAGACAGACAUGCACACCAUCCCCACGCGAAAGCACUACCUUCUUGCUCUCAUGUAGCGAAUAAAGUUAGCACUGCCUUCCUUAUUCGCUUAACGAGAGCCAACCUCUAA
Populus nigra (black poplar) is the source of this 3300-nucleotide messenger RNA. RefSeq lists its product as uncharacterized. Lineage: Eukaryota; Viridiplantae; Streptophyta; Magnoliopsida; Malpighiales; Salicaceae. The record is from RefSeq and is a predicted model, not a curated record. Gene Ontology annotation, molecular function: nucleic acid binding; zinc ion binding. Gene Ontology annotation, biological process: DNA integration.